AUGCCAAGCGCAUCACUGGAUGUCUUGCAGACGCAGAAGAUCGACACUGAGCCCGAGAUCCAGGAAGAGCUCACCAAGCUGGAAGACCAGCUUGACCUCCUGGAGCGACCGCCGAAAAUGAUCUUCGAUGUCGACACGGACAAUGGCAUUCAGCAGAUCCGCGUUUACGAGGGAGACGACUGCUACACACUCGCCAAGCAGUUCUGUGACAAAGUUGGGCUGGAUAACGAGAUGGCCGGGCUCCUUGCCGCCAACAUGGAGCAGCGUAUGUACCAGGAGUUUGAGUGA
This is a messenger RNA of Symbiodinium sp. CCMP2592, 288 nucleotides long. NCBI's taxonomy places the organism in Eukaryota, Dinophyceae, Suessiales, Symbiodiniaceae. The record is from the annotation of a GenBank genome assembly.